AUGGCCGAAGGCGAAGAGUGACACUUUCAGAACGUUCACAAUUUCUUCAAAGAAUGGCCUCUCCUUCGAGCUUUUAUGGCGGGCUCUUAUGGAAUCUUAUGCUUCUUUUUGGCUCGUUUUUGUAUGGAUCGCAUGUCGUUAUGCUGAACAUUUGUAAAGUGGAUGGCAAAAUCCCAUUUAACUCAGCUGCUGUUGUGUUCUUUAUUGAAUUAACAAAGCUUAUGCUAUCUAUUUUGAUGUUAUUGCUCGAAUUUAGAAAAGACAACAGAGUUACCAUGGUGCUGCCAACUCCAAAGCAAUUCAUCAUGUUCUCAGUACCAGGGAUUUUAUAUGCUGUCAACAAUAAUCUUGUAGUCCACAUACAAGCUUACAUGGACCCUGCUAGUUUUCAGGUGCUUAGCAACUUGAAAAUUGUAACCACUGUCAUUUUGUACAGAAUUAUGCUUAAAAGACCAAUUUCAACAAACAAGUGGAUUGCAUUUACAUUGAUCACAAUAGCCGGUGCCUCUAAUAGCUAUGGUGGAUGGUUAUCAAAUCAGAGUUUACCAGAACAUCAUUCUUUGAUGGAAAUUCAUGUGACAUUCAAUGGAAUCUUUCUCAUCCUUUUGUUUUGUUGUAUCUCUGGUACAGCAGGUGUAUACACAGAAUACAUUUUAAAGAAACAAGCAAAGUUGCCAUUUGCUGUUCAGAGUAUCAUGCUGUAUAUCUUUGGUGUUGGAAUGAACUUCUUUGCUUUUUUUGUAUCACAACUUUUGAGAGCCAGCUCCAAUGAAAAUCUGGGUUUCAAAGAAACUGGAGACGUAUUUGAAGGCUUUUCAAAAUGGACUCUAAUCAUCAUUGUUUCUCAGGCAUUAAGUGGAAUAAUUAAUGGAGUGAUUAUGAAACAAGCAAGCAGUUUAACAAGACUUAUCCUAAUCGCAGGGGCUAUGUUGAUAAGUACAACAUUAUCUGUUUUUUUAUUUGGUCUUCAAUUCAAUGACUAUUUCAUUACAGCUUUUAUUUUAGUUAUCAUUGCAAUGUUUAUUUACCAUAGACCUGAUAGAUAGCAACAACUAGGGUUUUAUUU
Molecule: messenger RNA, 1066 nt
Organism: Dendronephthya gigantea
Lineage: Eukaryota; Metazoa; Cnidaria; Anthozoa; Malacalcyonacea; Nephtheidae
Product: probable UDP-sugar transporter protein SLC35A4
Exons: 10
Coding region: 54-1046 (330 amino acids)
Biological process (GO): pyrimidine nucleotide-sugar transmembrane transport
Cellular component (GO): Golgi membrane
Molecular function (GO): pyrimidine nucleotide-sugar transmembrane transporter activity
Source: RefSeq, a predicted model, not a curated record